Aplysia californica (California sea hare) is the source of this 1803-nucleotide messenger RNA. Its product is annotated as UPF0598 protein CG30010. The record is from RefSeq and is a predicted model, not a curated record. The transcript has 3 exons. Lineage: Eukaryota; Metazoa; Mollusca; Gastropoda; Aplysiida; Aplysiidae. Bases 109 to 786 code for a protein of 225 amino acids.
UCUUUCGUUACUUCCGAUGUAAACAAUUAUGGUUUUCUUGUUGUCAUGCGUUUCUUUUCCGGUUAAGGCUAAGGGUCGCUGAUAAUAAUGUUGUGAAACAAUACAAGGAUGAGGGAUGCUAUGACUGUCUUAUCUCUCUCAAAAAAACUUUUGCUUUUACCCAGUCGACUAUGCUUGCCUGUGACGCAGUCCAAAUGUCUCCACUAUGUCCAAGGACAAAUGCCAGAUCCGAAGUCUCGAGAAUAUUUUUAUUUCAUUGAUCAUCAGGGUCAGCUUUUCUUGGAUGAUGCAAGAAUAAAGAAUUUCACUUCAUGUUUCAAAGAAAAAGACUUUCUGGUGUUUUUCUUCAAACGUCUGAAAGAAAAUGACAGAGGAAAAUACAGUGAUGAAUUCCCGUAUAUUUCCCCUUGUGGACGUGAGCUCAACUUUGUCCGUUGUGACGACACACCCAUAGUCUACACGCAUAUUAUCGGAGGCACAGAAAGUAGUCCUGACCUUUUGUCUUACGGUGGAGCGGGGGACCGCAUGACUGUACCAUUUGAACCCAUCAAUGUGUGCAUGUUUCCUCACACUGGGCGAGUGUACCACCCAGCCCCGGCCAAGUAUGGAGGCAUUGGCCUUAUCAAAUCCAGCCUGGCUAUAGAACUGAGCAAAUAUUUUGACUUCGAGGAAGGGGAUGAGACUCAACCUCCAUCACAUUUUACAUGGAAUAGUUCAAGGCACAAACUUUCAAAUUUGCUAUUUGAUGUUGUGAAAGACAGGAAAGUGGAAGAUGGUGUUCUUUGACUUUUAUUGAUGACUAUGUGUUCAUCUUGAAAAUAUUGUACAGCGGACUUUGCUUAAAAUGAAGUGAAACAUAUAUAUGAUUUUGGGAUGAAUAACGAUGCUUUGUUUGGAUAGAAGUUAUAAAACUGACCUGAUUUUUAUGGUUUAAUUAUCAUACUGACAUAAUCUUAAUUAAGUAAAAAUCCACAAAUAAUUUGAAAGUCUUUGGUACAUUAAAAAGAUAUACUUGGUGAAGAUCGUCUUCAUUUUUGUGUAUUAAUGUUAGAGUAGAGCUCACUUCAAGCUUCCAAGUUUCCCCUCGAUCUAGUCAUGUGAUGCCUAUAAGAAAUUUCUUAAUACUCUUCUUUGAAAGCGUUUAUGAAAUGGGGAAAAAAUGGUCUUUAUUUGUGAAAAUUUAAUCAUUCUUAGAAUGAUCUGUUGUAUCAUGUUAAAAUUAGGUGUUAUGUUUGAAGUCUUGUCUUUAUACAGGGUUUUUUUAACUCAUUUAGGGUGACCAUAUUAUGUCUAUUAAAUAAAUAUAUGCAUUCGUUCUCUAAGUUAAGACUUUGUCAUGGAAACAAUUAACUUAUUAAGAGGUCUUCAAUUAUGGAGAAAGUCAUUACGCUACCUGGAAAUUUUGAAGUUGGAAAUAACUCAGGGAGUAUUAAAGUCAUGUUGCACGUUAAUCAUUGUGUCUGAAGCGUUGGAUUUCAAACUUUCAUAAUACCGGAUAUUGCUGCCUUCACAUACUACGGGACACCUUUAACCGUCAUUGUCAUUUUUGGACGAAAAUAUCUUUCAAAGGCACUGCCAACGAUCAUUUAGCCUGCUUCUAAAUGUGUGUUAUUAAUUAUUGAUUUAUUUCUUCAUAGUAAAUGGUGAGAUUUAUUCAUUUAAUGCCUAUCCCUUCCCUUGUCUUUGUUCUGGAUGGAGAGUGUUCACCCGAUCAGAUCUCUUUAGUUUGUUAUUGGUGGUUGAAAAGAAUUCAUUUAAAAAAUUGUAUACUUUUUUAUUGCAAUAAAAUGUUGCAGUGUACCU